This is a messenger RNA of Syngnathus acus (greater pipefish), 594 nucleotides long. RefSeq names its product P2X purinoceptor 1-like. Gene Ontology annotation, molecular function: extracellularly ATP-gated monoatomic cation channel activity. The transcript has 2 exons. Gene Ontology annotation, cellular component: nuclear inner membrane. The coding region runs from base 217 to 585 and encodes 122 amino acids. The record is from RefSeq and is a predicted model, not a curated record. Lineage: Eukaryota; Metazoa; Chordata; Actinopteri; Syngnathiformes; Syngnathidae.
CGUCAUGGGGUUCCCAUCACGUCAAGGCGACAAAAUCGUCUACAUUUAUCUGUGACGCAACUUUCGGCUCAUUAUCGAUGGUGACGUCAGCAUUAAAGAUCAUACGAGCUCUUCGUGUGCGCAUAUGAGAGCGUGGAGAGCAACAACUUUUGCAACAUUAGAAUACACCGAGACAAAUGUGACAUAGGCGGAGGUGCAAAAGAAAGGCAAGAAAGAAUGGGCAAUGAAAUGAAAAUGAGCAAAUUCCUCAAGUCCCUCUCUGACUUCUUCUUCACGUAUGAGACCCCACGCCAAGUGGUGGUCAGGAAUAAAAAAGUAGGUAUAGUGUGUCGCCUCGUCCAGGUGGGAGUCUUUGCUUACAUCAUCGGGUGGGUGUUCAUGUAUGAGAAAGGCUACCAGUCCAAAGAAUAUGGAGUCAGCUCUGUCUUCACCAAAGUGAAAGGAGUAGGCUACACCAAAGAGGGGGAGCAUUCGGGAACGGUCUGGGAUGUGGCCGACUAUGUGUUCCCACCGCAGGUUGGUCACUGGAUGAUGACUGUUGGUGACACAUGCAACAUAGAUAAUCAAAUGUAUAUUGGUAAAUAGUCAAAUAUA